Molecule: messenger RNA, 1907 nt
Organism: Chrysemys picta bellii (western painted turtle)
Lineage: Eukaryota; Metazoa; Chordata; Testudines; Emydidae
Source: RefSeq, a predicted model, not a curated record
UACCACAGGAGAUUUGAUUGAACUUGUCCGGGGUGGAAUGGGAGGUGGAUUGCUGGUCCCUGGAUUCUACAUUUCCUUCAUCCUCCAGGCUGCAAAUUGCAACCCCCAGUUCCCACAAGAGAGAGUUUGAUCACCUGCUCUCAGCCCCUUAUCUGCAAAAUGGAUCUGCGUGACCUUUGAUCCCAAAAGGAGCAGGCAAUGGGCGAAGCAGGAAUUUCCCAGCCCUGCAGCUCGUGCAUGACACCCCUCCUCAGACCGUCACCAGAGAACCAGGGUUCAGGGACUCAGGUGAAGGAUAGCUGGUAGCUCAGCAUGAUCGGGGCUGGAGGACCCAAGUCCUUCCGGAACAUGUCCCAUGAGCUGAGGCAGCGCACCACCAGGACCCGAGGGGUUGAGAGAUUCCCACAAGCUCGAUCUGCAGGCGCUGAGCUGCGCAGAAAAUCCAGACCUCCUGCCCAUUGGCUCAAGUGGCCCUUCAGGAUGUUCGUUGUUGCCAAAGAAGUGUUGCUGAGUCUUUGGUACCGCUUUGCCCCGCAGCCCUGGAUCCAGAAAGUGGAAAGGUGGAAGGGGCCAGAGCAGCUGAGCGUUGGGAACCUAAAGAAAGCUCAGGGCCGACUGCAGUCCCGGAGACUGAUGAACCCAGAGCUGAGAAGGUGCUUUGAGCUGGCCCUGGAGGAGUUCCCCUGGGAGCCCCUGUGUGUGCAGAACAACACCAAGUUAGUCAUUGAGCUGCAGGGACAUGCCCAGGUGGGAUGGGGCUGGUGUUCAUCUCCGGGGCGGCCAGGUGUGAGAUCACAGUGUCCCACACCAAUGGGAAACCCCACUACCAUGUGCAAGAGCCCACGGGGGACGUGUACCUGGCCAGGUUAUGCUCCCGUCCCCAGAAGCUGAGCACCAAGUCCCUACAGGGUGUGCGGGAUGCGCUGGAGAAGUGGGGGGUGCUGCACGAGGAGCUGGGAGCCGGCUUUGAGCGGGCCCUGGUGGAGUUCCCCCGGGAGCCCCGGUGUGUGAAGAGCAAUGCCCGGAUGGUGAUCAGGCAUGACCACACCGAGCUGGUGUUUGUGUCGGGCCAGGGGGAAUGCGAGAUCACUGUGUCUGAAGGCGACGGGGAGCCCUGCUAUGAGGUGAAGGAGCCCAUGGUGACGGUGUAUUGGGAGAGGUUACGCGUUCGCCCACAAAGGCUGAGCGUGGGGAGCCUGCAGAGAAUCCGGGAGAGGCUGGAGUGCUGGGAGGUGAUGCCUGAGGAGCUACGAAGCUGCUUCGAUCUGGUGCUGAGGGAAUUCCCCAAGGAGCCGGAGUGCAUCCGGGACAACCCCAGGAUGUGCGUUGCCUGGGACGAGACGAAGCUGCGGCUGAUCUCAGAAGAUGGGGACUGUGAGGUCUCUGUGACCUGCUGUGAUGGGAAGCCCAGCUAUGAGGUGAAGGUGAAGAGCUGGGCGAUGUAUCAGGAGAGGAUGCAUCUCUCUGAACAGCCACUGAGCAUUGAGAACCUGGAGGGCGUGCGGAGGGAGGUGAGGGGUCUGUCAGGGACUCCCAAGAAGGUCAAGGAGGCCUUGAACGAGGCCGUUAGGGAUUUCUCUGCUGAACUGGGCUGGCUGCAGGAGAACGCCCGGCUGGUCAUUGAGUGCGACAGGGGCGAGAUGGUUUUUGUCUCCGGGAAAGGGGAGAAUAAAGUGAACGUGUGCACCAUUGAUGGGAAGGUCAGUUACAAUGUCAGAGCCACCACAUGGGUGACUUUCCUUAGGGAGUGCCUGGAACUACUCUACAAACUCCCUGAGGCCUUGCUGAAGCUCAUCUUUAGCCAAGCCUUAGGCCAAAUCCUAUCAAAGCUGAUAAUAGGAUAGUGAGGUGACUGGCCUAGACCCCACUCCCCUGCCAGAGCCAGGGAGAACCCAGGAGUCCUGGUG